AAAUUACCAGUAACUGUGUAGAGUACAACUCUAAAAAUUGUCAUUUACCGAAAGAAUGUAAAGAGUUAGUGUUUAAUUUUUAACAUUUUGAAUGAACAUUUAAAAGUAUCUUUGAGAGAUUAAUGAAAUUUUCAUGUCACAACGUUGUUGACGCAUGAUUAGAUCCGCAAAUAAGUUAUAGAGUGGUACGUACGUAAGUUAAGAUAAUGGAUAACAGAUAAAGUUUCAAAAACUGCAAAAUAUGGAUCACGUUAAAAAGCGGGCUGGACCAAGGCAUCCGCUUCUUAAGGCAAACCUGGUUUCGGUGGCCACGUUCUUUUACACAUUGAAAUUAUUUAGAAAAGGUGCUAAACUAGACUUGGAAGAAGAAAACCUCUAUGAAACUUUACCUAAAUUCAAAUCAGAUAAAUUAGGAAAUGAACUUGAAAAAGGGUGGGAAAAGGAAGGCAAAAACUCAGUAUGGCGUCUACUGUUCAUUUGUUACGGAAAAGAAGUCUUUCUUUUGGGGUUGUCAGAGUUGGUAUUUAAAUCACUAAUUAUAAUACUCCAACCACAUGCACUGAGUAAAAUAAUUAGCUACUUUAGUCCAAACCAGACCAGUAUGACCAAAAACGAUUUAUAUUCAUACGCUGGUCUUAUGAUUGUCAUCAACGUUACAGAUUUUGUUUACACCCACAAUUAUUUUCUAGCACUGAAUACACUAGGAAUUCGAAUUCGUACAGCACUUUGUUCCCUCAUUUACUGCAAAGCAUUAACACUAAGACAAGACCAAAUUUCAAUCGGAAAAUUUACCAACCUCUUGACUAAAGACAUUCCCAGUUUGGAGGCUUUUCCAUAUUUCGUUAAUGACUUAUGGAUUGUGAUUCUCCAAACAAUCGUCGUUUCUUUCGUAAUGUACCAAAAACUGCAAGUGGCCACCUUUGCAGGAGUUGGACUUUUCAUAAUCGUAUUGCCGUUACAAAUUUAUAUGGGCUCUUGGGCGGCUAAAUUACGAAUGAAAAUGUGCAAAAAAGUAGAUGAACGAUUGCAAACUACACAGGAAACUUUAUCAGCAAUCAAAAUUAUUAAAAUGUACACUUGGGAGAAGUUUUUUAUUAACAGAGUCUCCAAAACAAGAAAAAAUGAAGUUAAAAGUAUGCACCGGAUUUUUUACUUGAUAUUCUUGCUAAUCGAAAUUGGCGUUCUUAAUGGUAACAUUGCCUUUUACCUUCUCAUAAUGACCUACAAAUGGUUGGGGAACCUUGUAACUGCUGAAAUCGUCUACUUUAUUGAUAGUUGCUUUAAUAAUUUAGUAUUUGCCUUAGGGAUACGUUUCCCUUACGCUCUUACACAAAUAGCAGAAGCUGUUGCCUCCGUCAAAAGAAUAGAAGACGUUUUAAAGGCACCAGAAUUGCACGAAAACGUAAAUGACGCUAAUCCAAUAAUCAAACCAAAAAUUAAUUUAAAAAAUGUUAAUGUUGCCUUUAGCGACACUCAAAUUCUUCAUUCUAUCAAUUUAGAUAUUGACUUGGGCGUCACUCUAAUAACAGGACCUGUCGGAAGUGGCAAAAGCUUUCUGCUGAAAACGAUACUAAGGGAAUACGAACCCACCAAUGGUAGCAUCCUAACCCAAGGACGCAUCUCUUACGCUUCUCAAGAUCCUUGGCUUUUUCCUUCUUCGAUCAAACAGAAUAUUUUGUUUGGGGAAAAAUACGACGAAGCCCGAUACCAACAAGUGUUGAAAGUUUGUGAUUUGAUUUACGACUUUGAGCUAUUGGCAGACGGUGAUAACACCAUUGUUGAAGAUCGCGGUAAUAAUUUGAGCAAAGGACAGCAAGCUCGGGUCAAUUUAGCUCGUGCCGUUUACCGAGAGAGCGAAAUUUACCUCCUGGAUGACUGUUUGUCAGCUCUCGAUAGCCAAGUCAACGACUAUAUUUUCAAAGAAUGUAUUUUGAAAUUUCUCCAAAACAAACUAGUGGUGUUUGUUAGUCAUAACGUGAGCCAUGUGAAAGAAGUUGAUAAUGUUAUAGUAAUGCGGCAUGGAUCUAUCCUGUCUCAUGCCAAGUCCACGGAAAUUCCUGAAAAGGAAAUUUUGGAAGAAAUCAAAGGAAAUGAAAAGGAACUGCGCAAAGUAGAGAAUGAAGACGGCGUGGAUGAGGAAAGUAAACUGAUAACCGAAGCAAUAAAAGAACAAAAAGUGUACCAAGAAUUCAAAAAGCAAGGCGUCGUUGAAUUGGAAGUGUACAAGAAAUAUAUGCAAUACUGGGGUGGUAUUUUUGUCACUCUUUUAAUUCUUGCAGUUUUUGGUAUUUCGCAGUUUGUUCAAAGUUAUUCCGACAAAUUAGUUAGUAAAUGGGUCAACACUGAACAAAAGCUAGCAAAUCUCACUCUCUAUGACGUUACGAAUAGUACAGAUAUGACCAAAGAAGAAACAAUAGAAAAUCGUAAUUAUAUUUUAAAAAUGUAUACAACGAUGAUAAUCGUAAACAGCGUUUGUCAUCUCGGUUGUAUGUUUGUCCUGUUCAAAGUGAUUCAACGAACUUCCAUAAAGUUACACAAACACAUGAUCACCCACAUGGUCAAUGCCAGAAUGAACUUUUUCGACACCAAUUUCAUCGGCAACAUCUUGAACAGAUUUUCUAAAGAUUUGACUGUAAUUGACGCCGGUCUCCCAAUUACUUAUUAUCAAAUUUUCAGAAUGUUUUCCAGUAUGAUUGGAAUAAUGUCGCUGAUUGCAACCGUUAACACAUUUUUUCUCGUUCCUUCGUUUUUAUUUUUCGGACUGCUGAUGGUAAUUUGUAAAUAUUACCUUCGGACAGCUCGCAGUUUAAAACGCCUGGAAGCCACCACACGAAGCCCAGUGAUUGGUUAUUUGAACGCCACCCUUGAAGGCCUAACAACAGUCCGAGCAUUUAAGAAUCAAAGCACUUUGAGACAAGAGUACGAUCGUCAUCAGGAUUUGUACACUUCGGCUUCUUACACUGCUUGCUCCUCAAGGGAAGCUUUCGCGUUCUGUCUAGAUUUCCUCUGUUUUAUUUUUGUAGCUUCAAUUAUCUCACGAUUUAUGUUUUUCAGUGAUGAAAUGUUGGGUGGUGACGUUGGCCUUGCCAUAUCUCAAGCUUUAAAAAUGACCGGAACUCUACAAUGGGCAGUACGAAUUUGGUCCGAAAUGGAAAACUCAAUGACCUCAGUUGAACGAGUCCUGGAAUAUAUUGAAGUCAAACAGGAGAAUAAACAAGGACAGGUCCUAGAAAACUGGCCGAAAAAAGGCGAAGUCAAAUACGAAAAUGUUUCCUUGUCUUAUAACAACUCGAACGAAUAUGUCCUGAAAAACGUGAAUUUCACGGCCAAUCGGCAGGAAAAAAUCGGAAUCGUCGGUAGAACGGGUGCUGGAAAAUCGUCUAUGGUUUCAACGCUUUUCCGCCUGUACGAAGUCGAGGGAAAAAUUACAAUCGAUGGCGUUGAUACAAAAACACUAGCUUUGGAUUUCUUGAGAAAGCAUGUCUCCAUUAUCCCGCAGGAUCCAGUCCUGUUUUCGGGAACAAUCCGCGAAAACAUCGAUCCUGAGGGAACUUACUCUGAUAAAGAGAUUUGGAAGAUGCUUGAAACGGCGCAUUUGAAGAAAUUUGUUCCAAGUUUGGAUUACAAUAUUGUUGGAAACAGCUCAAAUUUUAGUGUUGGCCAAAAGCAGUUGAUUUGUUUAGCCCGAGCACUCGUUAGAAAUAACAAAAUUAUAGUCCUGGAUGAAGCAACGGCCAACAUGGACCCGGAAACAGAUGCUUUGAUACAUCAGACGAUACAGGAGAAUUUUUCCUCAUGCACCGUUUUAGCGAUAGCGCACAAACUUGAUUCGGUACUGAAUUCAGAUAAAAUCAUCGUUAUGGAAAGAGGGGAGAUUAUUGAGUGUGGUGACCCUCGCAGUUUGUUGCAAAGUAAAGAAGGUGCCUUUUAUGAAAUGGUGAAGAAAUCAGAGUUGUUGUGACAUUAUUCUGUUCCAAGAUUUAAAUAAUUAAUAAAUAAGUUUUUUUAA
This is a messenger RNA of Tribolium castaneum (red flour beetle), 4009 nucleotides long. Its product is annotated as probable multidrug resistance-associated protein lethal(2)03659. The record is from RefSeq and is a predicted model, not a curated record. Gene Ontology annotation, molecular function: ABC-type transporter activity; ATP hydrolysis activity; ATP binding. The transcript is spliced from 10 exons. Gene Ontology annotation, cellular component: membrane. NCBI's taxonomy places the organism in Eukaryota, Metazoa, Arthropoda, Insecta, Coleoptera, Tenebrionidae. Gene Ontology annotation, biological process: transmembrane transport. Bases 242 to 3961 code for a protein of 1239 amino acids.